Molecule: messenger RNA, 2018 nt
Organism: Drosophila ficusphila
Lineage: Eukaryota; Metazoa; Arthropoda; Insecta; Diptera; Drosophilidae
Exons: 3
Coding region: 200-1639 (479 amino acids)
Source: RefSeq, a predicted model, not a curated record
AGCUGGUAGCAACUUGCAACAACCAAUUGGCAACUGCAAGUAUAUAAAAGCAAGUGCUUGACGCGCAGGCGCCGACAGUUGAAAUUCGCCAACAGCCGCGAAUCGAGCUCUUAAUUCGAAAAUCUGCACUCGCCAAUCGCUAUUGCUGGAAUAUUCAAAUCGAGCGCUGUGGGAAUUUUCGCGUCUAUUAUUGGCCAACAUGAGGAAGCAUUGCAUCAAUGGAAUUUGGCUGCUCUUGCUGUUAAAGCUGAUUUUGGUCAGGUGCGAGCAGUCGGGAGAGGAUCAAAGAAUCCAGCGUCGUUUUAUGUGGCAAGAUAUGAACAACUCGGUGAUGGGCGGCGUAUUGGGACGGAUGUUCAAGGGAGCCCGGGCGAUGAAGUCGAUGCUGACGGAUCUCAUGCCGAACACGGCGGGAUAUAGCCAUAAAUCCACCAUGGAAUUCCUGCCCACGGAGACGACGCGUGUGAAGUACAUCAUCCGCAAUCCGCACAACAACAAACCGAUGAAAAUCAUCAAGAUGCGACCGUCGUCGAAGAAGGUUGUCAAGCUGAGGAGACCCGUGCCGAAGACCACGAUCACGGAGUCCACGGUGAUGAUCUCCCACGCAGUUCACAACGACAACCGCAUGAGGCAGUUGGAAAAGGAGCAGGAGCUGAUUGCCGAGGGCAAGGCACCGAUAACCAGUGAUGAGGCCAUCAUGGAUAAGUACUUCAAGAAGCGAACCCGAGGCGGCUCCCCCAACGAAGUGGUCUCCGGCAAGAUCAUGGAGUACCAGAGUUGGAAGCCCGUCUACAAGCCGGGUGAAACGCCCUCCUCUUUUGUUACCCUAAAACCCCAACCUUUGACCCGUUUGCACACGGAUAUAUCCAGUGGAGAUCACGAAAUGCUGCCCAAGCCCGAGAAACUGGUGAGCUACGAGUACGAGAGGGACGAGGAGGAGGAGGCGGAGAACGAGGUGGCCAAGCAAACGGGUCACCACUACGAGGUCACCGAGCACACAGGCGAAUCCGGUGGUGAAGAGGAUACCGUGGAGUCGGUGGGUUCGAUGGAGGGAGGUUUUGUGCCCAGUCAGGGGAUGAUUUUCAGGUCGCCGCCACCGCAGCAACUUCCACCGAGGCCCAGACACCGACCCACCUCCACGACGACCACCACCACCACCAGCACCACCGAGGCGCCCAAUUAUCCGGCGUCGUUUUUGAAGAAAUACCGCGAAAGGGAGGCAGCCAUGAGCACCACCACCAGGCGGCCUCGAAAGCACCACCACCCGAAGGAGUUCUAUGUGAUCCGCGAGGGCGAGGACUCCACCGAGGGCAGCACCACUCCGCCCUCCUUCUCGAUGAGCAGCUUGCGGGCCCGUCUCCAGGAUCAGCAGCGCCACCAGAAGCAGCAGCAAAAGCAGCAACUGGAGGAUGAGGAACUGGAGGCGGCGCUCGUGGAUGCGAUGCACGGCGACAAGUGGCCAUCGGAGGUGGCGCACAGUGGCUUCCAGCUGGCCAGUCCCAUUGGUCCGAGUGCCGUGGCCUUCGAGCAGCCGUUGGCCAAGGCGCCAAGGGGUCAAUACAAACGCCAGACCCGCGACAACAUUCGCCAACGCGGAUCCGUCAAGUUUGGCGAUAAGCCCUACUACGAUGAAGUCUGAGGAGCGAGGGAACCAAAGAGCCGAAGGCUACACGGUCAGAAAAUACUAACUAAAUUGCGUAGUUUUGUAUACCAAAUUCUGUGACAUGUGAAAAUUCGCUAAAGAGCAAUGACAUUUCGGACUCUUGAUUAAUUUAUAACAAGACAAAGAUUUUAUUCAGUUCAAAAAUGUACAAGUCAAAAUUAUAACAAUAUUUAUAACUAGCAUAGAAAGACAACAAAGUGUUACAAGUAAAUCUAAACAAUAAACUAGGAAAACUGUAUUUAAAAAUACAUUUACAAUUUAAAGCAAGUGUGCAAUAAAGAAAUUUAAAAGUAACAUUAACACAUUUUUAUUUUAUGGUAACCAAAUAAGAAGGAUUUAAUUUCAAUGUUUUUCC